Molecule: messenger RNA, 2301 nt
Organism: Exophiala mesophila
Lineage: Eukaryota; Fungi; Ascomycota; Eurotiomycetes; Chaetothyriales; Herpotrichiellaceae
Exons: 1
Coding region: 217-1740 (507 amino acids)
Cellular component (GO): mitochondrion
Molecular function (GO): FAD binding; proline dehydrogenase activity
Source: RefSeq, a predicted model, not a curated record
CACACUUGAGGUCGAUAUGGGUCCCGCUUUCCGGUGUUCAUGUCACGGUCCUAGCGGGUUCUCUUUAUCAGAGACGCCCCUCGGCCGAACCGAUGAUGACAGCCAGCAUGAUCCACUUCCCGAUCUCUUUGUUAUAUCACCCCCAGUUACCCAACUCUACAACUCAUUCUCGUCCAAGAGUGACGAUACCCCUCGAGCGAAACCAUAAGUCUCGACAUGGACAGAUCGUUGUAUACAAAACAAUUACCACGGUUACGGAGUCAAAGUCUCCUCGGGCCCUCAACUCUUGUCCUCUCCAUCCUCGCUGCCUCCAGCACCCCAUCGACGCCAUGGAGUAAACAUGAGCCAUGCAGACGCCCUUGUCAACGCCGCGCCAUCCACACACGUCGCAAAAUCUCGUCCUCAAGCUAUGAAUUGCCUGCAAAGGCCCACUUUGAGCUCACCCCUUCAGAAGCCCCCAGUUCGAGACCGUUGUCAUGUCUGUCUCUGACCACCUUGAUCCGCUCUUAUGCCAUUACUUCAGUCUCUUCGAUCCCUUUUCUCCUUCGACCGUCGCUAGUUGCCCUUGACUUCCUCGCCCACACCAAAUCGCCCAUCUUCAGCCCCAACUACAAUCCAGUACUCCACUUUCUCCUCAAACGGACCUUCUACGCCCAGUUCUGUGCAGGAGAGACACCUGAAGAGGUGAGGAAAACCAUCGACGACUUGAAAGAGACGGGUUACAAUGGAGUCAUUCUUGGCCAUGCAAAGGAGGUUGUGCUUAGCAAGGAAGACGCCGCGGGCUUGGAUUCAUCCGCAGAUCAGGGUCAUCAGGCACAGAUCAACGCUAAAGACAUCGGCCAAUGGAAACAAAACACCAUCGACACGAUUGAUCUUGCCCAAGAAGGGGACUUUGUUGCCUUGAAAUUCACCGGUGCCGGUCGGCAGGCAUUGCGACAUCUGAAGGCAACGAUCCCAUGCGCACCCGAAUUCGAACAAGCCGUACAUGCCAUGUGUAAGCGAGCACAAAGAAAAGGAGUCAAACUCUUGUUUGACGCCGAGCAAGCAUCACUGCAGGAGGGUAUCGACAAUUGGACCAUGUAUUUUGCCAAGAUUUACAACAAAGAUGAAGCGUUGGUAUUUGGAACUUACCAGGCGUAUGCAAAGAAAACACCGGGCGUCCUUGCCAGACAUCUUGCUGUGGCCCUGGACAAUGACUUUGUUCUUGGCGUGAAACUGGUUCGCGGAGCCUACCUGGGAAGCGACCCACGAGAGCUCUUCUGGCCAAGCGCUGAAGAAACACACUCUUGUUAUAAUGGCCUCGCUAAGGGAGUGAUGGAACGGAAAUACAACGACCGUCUCCAGCCUGUCAACGAAGGAGCAACCGAAUUCCCCAGAGUCAGUCUAGUCUUAGCAACGCACAAUUCCGAAUCCGUCCGUCUGGCGAGAGAACUGCGAGACUUGCAGGCGACAAAUGGCGAGGAGCAGAUUGAGGUGGCUUAUGGACAGUUGAUGGGAAUGGCCGACAACGUCAGCUGUGCGGUGGUACAAACGGCGCGAGAACGAAGAGGGUCUGUUCAAGCUUCCAAUGUGGAGAUCCCACGGGCCUACAAAUACCUGGUCUGGGGCCAACUAGGCGAAUGCAUGAAGUAUCUCCUUCGCCGUGCUCAAGAAAAUAAAGACGCUGUGAGCAGAACGGUAGAAGCAAGGCGAGCAUUGGGACAAGAAUUGGGCAUCAGACUCCAGUUUUGGCGCCGCUGAUGAAUCGGGGGUUUGAUGAUUGGAUGAAUGCAACUAGCCAUGCUUUGCUGGGGGUGAUGGACCCGUAUGGAGUGCCUGAAGAUGACAUCUCUGGUAGGUUCAUUCUGGUCCUGCUUUGCACUACUUUGAGCGUUUGUUUGCCUCUUCAUAUGACGGUUCUGUAUGCUGGCACUGGGUCAUCGCGUGGACGAUUUGAUUCACAUUGGUUCGGUACUGGUGCGUUGCAUUUCUAGGCCUGGAGCGCUUGUUACUCCUUGUUGUCGCUUCGCAGCAUGGCCAGCGGAGAAUAAGGUCGGCUCUCGCGAGCAUAAAUAUCAUGAACGCUUUUCUCAAUUUCUUUUGGGACCAGCGACCGGUCAACAAUUUCUACACUCACACGUCCACGUUAUUGUUCAUCUCUGCUGUUCCCUUUUCAGUUGCCAUUUCUCUCUUUUUCUCUCUAUUUCCCGUACUUGUGGCUUUUCAGGCGUCUGUCAUCAUCGCCAUCGCCAUCGCCAUCGCCAUCGUCGGCUCAAGGAAUCCAAGGGUGAGAAAGAAGCGGCAUGAAGAGCGGGUAGCUAC